Tricharina praecox is the source of this 3414-nucleotide messenger RNA. RefSeq lists its product as uncharacterized. The record is from RefSeq and is a predicted model, not a curated record. NCBI's taxonomy places the organism in Eukaryota, Fungi, Ascomycota, Pezizomycetes, Pezizales, Pyronemataceae. The transcript is spliced from 4 exons. Gene Ontology annotation, molecular function: carboxypeptidase activity. Bases 273 to 2927 code for a protein of 884 amino acids.
CCACCACCACCACCACCACCACCACCACCACAGCAACCCGCCCAAUUACCUACGGUAUACCCAUACGAAUGAGUAGUCUGUGACACUCGACCAUCCGCUCCUUCCAUCGACGAUUAUCUUUUUCCACUCUACCUACAUGCCCACGGAAUAAAGGGCACCCCCGACAAGACAAGACACACACACACAAGACGCACACAAGACAGACACAGCCACAGACACACCGAGAUCGUAGCGUGCGUACAUAGCGAACCGAACCGAGCCGACCGAGACCGAUGCCCGACAACGAGAAGACACCGGCGAUGCUGGGGCGGAACCUGCCGAUCCCGACGUACGAGGAGGCGGUGGGGUCGUCGUCGCGCGCCGCGAGCGAGUAUGGCGGCGUCGUCGGCGGCGUCGAGACGAGCGAGUCGGCGGGGUUGCUACAGCAGUCAUCGCCGGGGGGCUCGGGGGGCCCGUCCGCGACGCGGGCGGACGGGUACAGGGCGCCGACGGUGGAGAGCGUGCGCAGCUCGAUGGAGUCGUCGUUUCUGGAGGAGUUUGCGUCGCCGAGGUCGAGUGCCGAGAGCUUGGCGAGGGAAAUGAUACAGAUGGAAGUGAUGGACGGGGAUGCGGCGGAGCGCGGCGGCGUUGGCGGCGGGCUGAGGUUGUCGUUCACGAAAAGGUUCAGCUCUAUCACAUCGAGGUGGUCGGUGCCGAAUCCGUUCGCCGGGAUGCGGUGUCGCCUGCCUGCUGUUCCGUCGAUACCGUGCUGUGCAGACCUUAAUAGUGCCGCGAUGGUGCCGGUGUAUAGGCUGCUCGCGGUCGUGGUCUCGCUGAUCGUCGUUUACGUGCUGCUGGCGACGGAUGUGUUUAGCUUUCGUUCGGUGGGUUCCGAGUACCUGGGGCCGUUCGAUCCGGAAAGUGUGCGGUCGUAUGCGGAACGCGGUAUCGAGAGGGAGCACAUCAAGCAUUGGCUGGAAUACAUCAGCUCUUUCGACCACAUGGCUGGCACGGAGGGGGACUACGUGCUAGCCAAGUACGUGCAGGGGGAGUUCUCGAGCUUUGGGUUCAAGACUGAGAGGAUGCAGUACGAUGUCUACCUCAACUACCCGAAGCCUGGUGGCCGCAGGGUGUGGAUGGACGAGCCCAAGUGGGAGGCGCAGCUGGAGGAACCGACACUGAAGGAGUCGUCGAACGAUAAAAGACCGCCGGAAAACACCCUGGUGUUCCAUGGACAUUCGAAGUCGGGGACCGUCAAAGGGCCAGUUGUGUAUGCGAACUACGGCUCGAAAGCCGAUUUUGCGUUGCUGCAGUCGCAGGGCAUCUCGGUGAAGGGUGCGGUGGUGUUGAUGCGGCACGGAGGAACGCAGAGUGACACUGCGCGGAAGAUCUUGGCUGCUGAGCAACACGGCGCGGCCGGAGCAUUGCUGUUUACGGAUCCGAAGACUGAAGGAUGGGAUUGGCCCGAGAACGCGGUGCAGAGGGGGAGUGUGAGCUUGAAGAGCUUGGUCAUGGGUGAUGUUUUGACUCCUGGAUUUCCAAGCUUGCCCACGACCGAAAGGGUAUCCAAAGAAAACAACCCGGGGCUGUUAAAUAUCCCCUCGUUGCCGCUGUCAUACAAAGACGCCCGACCACUCCUGCAAGCAAUCAAAGGGAAAGGCCGCAGGGUUCAGGAAGAUUGGGUUGGCGGAGUGCCGCAGGUGGAUGAGUACUGGACCGGAUCGAUCGAACAAUCGCCAGUCAUUCAUCUGCAAAACGAACAGGUCGAGAAGGACCGUCAGCCCAUCUGGAAUGUCCUCGGCGAGAUCAAAGGGACCGAUCCCCUUGAGGAGAAAGUCAUCAUCGGUAACCAUCGAGAUGCUUGGUGCUUUGGUGCCAGCGAUCCGAACUCGGGUACGGCUAUCAUGCUCGAGGUCGCGAGAGUGUUCGGAAAGAUGAUGGAGUUUGGCUGGAGACCUCUCCGGACCAUCGUCUUUGCGAACUGGGAUGCUUCGCAGUAUAAUCUCAUCGGCUCGACAGAAUUCGUUGAGGAAAUCGGCGAUGUUAUUCGGGACAACGUGAUAGCUUACAUCAACCUCGACGCAGCCGUAACAGGCACUGAUUUCACUGCCGCCGGCUCGCCGGCCAUGCAAUACGCGGUGAAGAAGGUGCUCGGUCGUGUGCCGGACCCGUUAUCCCAUAAGCUGCUCAACACCACAUGGGAUAGCCGGAAAAUGCCGGGCCUCGGUGCCGGCGGUGACUACACUGCUUUCCAACACCAUGCCGGCAUUUCGUCCGUCGACCUCUCUUUUUCCGGUAGAGGCGUUCCGUCCCACAGCUGCUACGACAAUUUUGCCUGGAUGAAGAGCAUCGUCGACCCAGCGUUCGCCUAUCACGAGGCACUCGCAAAGAUUCUGAUCCUCCUUGCUCUGGAAAUGGCGGAUCAUCCGAUCAUCCCACUAGACAUGAUGGCGUACUCGUAUAUUCUUCAAGAACAGACCGAGAAACUGCGCGACUGGGUUCAAGAGAAGGUCAAGCAAGCACCGGGCGCAAGCUUGGACAUGCAACCACUGGUGAAGGCGAUCGAAACCGGUCAAGGACAUAUCGUCAAGUUUACGCAGAUGAACGAGGGGUGGAUGGCUCAGGACCUCGAAGGCAUGUACGUCCAGACGGAUGAAUGGGCGGUUUCUCAGCGACGCUCGAGAAGUAUCCGCAUGGGAAAUUUCGAUAAGCACCUGUUGGACCUGCACGCACCCGGAGGUCGAGCACCAGGUCGUGAGUGGUUCAGGCAUAUGGUCAUGGGCCCCGAUGCCGAGAAUUCCAAUGAAGUAUCCUACUUCCCCGGCAUUCGGGACGCAGUGAAUGCUGGCGACUGGCAGCUGGCACAGCAAGAGGUGAAAAAGGUCUCAUCGCUUAUUUCCAGAGCUUCAAGGAAGCUCUUAGACGAACUAUCUAACGCACCCACCUAAUCUAUUUCCCUCCCUUACAUUGUACCUUUUUUUCUUUUUCUUGUGUAUUAUUUUUUGGGCUCUAAGUUUUUUUUCUUUGUUUUUUUUGCAUUAGCGGGAGCAAUUGGUUUUUCUUUUGUGGGGUUUUUUAGGAUAGUUUAGUUCUCAGUGUCGAUAAUACUUACUUUCCCUUCUUCUGCUUGCAAUGGUCUUUGUUUAGCUGGUUCUUUGGGAUGAGAGGAGGAAUGACGUAUGGAUGGGCCUGGAUUGGUGGAGGGAGGAAUCAUCCAGUGUUUGCUGCUGUUGGUGGAUAGCUGUAUAUAUGAAGGUUUAGAGCUGGCAGUUGUAUAUCUAGAGACGUCGCUAGUUUGUAUGUAUGUUCGCAGCCUACCCAGCAUCCAUAGAAAGUCCUUCGAUUCGGCUCCACCGCAAUCGGCUCACUCCUCCCGGCCGGUACGUACGAGUAGCCAGAGAAUCGAGAGAGGUAUCAGGCUUGGCACAAGGUGUC